Thermothelomyces thermophilus ATCC 42464 is the source of this 1273-nucleotide messenger RNA. RefSeq lists its product as uncharacterized. Lineage: Eukaryota; Fungi; Ascomycota; Sordariomycetes; Sordariales; Chaetomiaceae. The record is from RefSeq and is a predicted model, not a curated record. Bases 101 to 1111 code for a protein of 336 amino acids. The transcript has a single exon.
CUUCAAUUUCAACGUGCUUUUCCAACUUCUUUUCGACCCCUAAGGCCGCAAGAGAUCUCUCGUUCAUAAUUAAAACCCCACAUCACACAAAACUAUCACAAUGACUCGGGAGGCGGAUAGAAAGCCGAAGCGUCGCUUCUGGCUCCUUACGUCGCCCCGCACCGCCUCCAACUUGCUAGUGAAGAUCUUGAAUCUGGACGAGCAGGGGGUGCGACCUGGACCGAUGAGAGGCGGCUAUUUCUUUCUGUCCGCCGCGCUGGAGCGCCUCAAUCGCCUCGAAACACCUAUAGGCGCUUGGACGAAGGAGGAUCGCGAGGUAGUAAACAAGGCCCACCAGACCGCCUUCGACGCGCUGCAGGACUACGUCGAGGCGGCCGAGCGGGAAGGCCAGGGCGUGUUCGUCAAGGAGCACGCCUCCAUGAUGACGGACCCCUUCUACGAGCACAAGUACACCCACGGCGACGACGCCGUGUCGGGCGAGCCGGGGAUGCUUGUCGCGCGCGGCGUCGACCGGCCGACCCGCUCGCCGCUCAACCUCACAGCGCUGCCGGACGAGUUCCUCAAGACGUGGCACCCGACUUUCCUGAUCCGCCACCCGGCCGUCAUGCUGCCCUCGCUCUACCGCACCACGCAGGCCGACCUGGGGGAGGAGUUCGGGAACAAGCGGCGCCGGGAGGAGGGACCGCUCAAGCCCGAGACGACCAUGAAAUGGAUCCGCACGCUCUACGAGUUCUACGUGGCCCACUUCCCCGAGGACAGCCCGUGGCCCGUCGUUCUCGACGCCGACGACAUCAUGAAGACGCCCGAGCUGGUGGCCAAGUACGCGCCGCUGGUCGGCCUCGACCCGGCCAAGCUGCGCUUCUCGUGGGAGAGGGUGCCGGAGGAACAGCUGAAGGCCAUGCCCAAGGCCUCGCAGGUCAUGACGGGCCACAUCAGCACCACCUCCAAGAUCGACCCCUCCAAGGUGGCCGGCGACAUAGACAUCGACACCGAGGCCGCCAAGUGGCGGGCCGAGUUCGGCGAGAAGGCUGGCAGGAACAUCGAGAAAUGGGUCAGAGACAUGAUGCCUGAUUACUUGGCCAUGCACUCCAAGCGGCUGAGGCUUGACUGAAGCGCGGGCUACCUGCAUGGGAGUCACUUCUCUGAUGUCUAAACCAUCUUAUGUUACAACUACGGGCAAAAUGGUUUACCAGCGACCAAAACCUUAUUUCACAUCAUCAUUGUUCUACUUGUUUGGUGAACCUGUAAUCGGGAACUCCCUUUUUACAACCAG